Molecule: messenger RNA, 2497 nt
Organism: Dipodomys spectabilis (banner-tailed kangaroo rat)
Lineage: Eukaryota; Metazoa; Chordata; Mammalia; Rodentia; Heteromyidae
Gene: Crebl2
Product: cAMP responsive element binding protein like 2
Exons: 4
Coding region: 149-511 (120 amino acids)
Biological process (GO): regulation of DNA-templated transcription
Cellular component (GO): nucleus
Molecular function (GO): DNA-binding transcription factor activity
Source: RefSeq, a predicted model, not a curated record
UUCGCGGCCCCCGGCGUCCGCUUCGCCGGUCUUGAGGCGGCCUCCGGGCCCGCGGACAGCGGCUGCGGGGAGGAGGCGGCGGGCCGGGGAGGAGCGGCGGACCUCAUCUCGUCCUCGGCGGCGCCCGGGCGGGCGGAGGCCCGUGGCCAUGGACGACAGCAAGGUGGUAGGUGGCAAAGUGAAGAAGCCAGGCAAGCGGGGCCGGAAGCCAGCCAAAAUUGACCUGAAAGCCAAACUGGAGAGGAGCCGACAGAGUGCCCGGGAGUGCCGUGCCCGGAAGAAGCUCAGAUACCAAUACCUGGAGGAGCUGGUGUCCAGCCGAGAGCGGGCCAUAUGUGCCCUCCGAGAGGAGCUGGACAUGUACAAACAGUGGUGCGUGGCCAUGGACCAAGGAAAAAUCCCUUCUGAGAUCAAGGCCUUGCUCACUGCAGAAGAGCAGAGCAAAUCUCAGCAGAGCACCAGCAGGCUCGGCAAGACCGGCAAGGCAGACGCGGCCAGCAAUUCCUGGUGAAGGUCUGUGAGGAGAUCUGAUCGCCACCCCAGGCCUUGGGUCCGACUCUGAGAGUGUGCGGCAUCUGCCAGUUGUGCAAGCGAGCGUGGAUCACAGAUCAGAGCGUAGAGUUUCUGCUCUAACCCCACCAUGCCCACCAUGUUCAAGUGUGGCGAUGCUCGAACACCAGGAAUAGAAAACGGGUGAAGACUGGGCCUUGGUACCUGCACUCCAUAUGGCUUCUUUGGUUAAUUGAUGUUCUUUCCAUGUAAUUGUGUGCAUGGGCACAGUGCGUGCAUGUGUAUGUACAUGUGUGUGCAAGUUUGGGUGUCACCUCCUCUCCCUUUGGUCACCCCACGAAGAGAAACCAAACAGGCUGAUGACGGACUAGGUGCUGGGUCUUUACGUUGACUUGAGUCACAUGUAUUUCUGGCUCCUGUCAGCCGUUCCAACGUAAGCAUUAGUGAAUCUACAGUCUCUGUUGUCACAAUCUACACCUGUGCUCCACAAUGCACAUAUCAGCAAAACCCACCGAGGAGGCCCCGUGGCAGCCCCCAUCUGGGCAACUGCUGUCUUCCCAGCUAUACUUAACGAUUUUGCCGCGGCCACGUGGACACAUGGAGAGUAGUGAUCACAUUUGAUUUUUAACCAAAGCAGCUAUCAGUCACCCACAGUGUGUAUGUGUGUGUGACCGUCUGUGUCCAGAGGACUGGCCUGCUUGUGUUCUCAGUUCAGUGAGAACUUUCUGAAGAAGAUGGAGAAGCAGAUGUUGAGACUGAAUCUUGCUAUCUGGGGCAGAGCCAGGCUGUGUUCCUCUCCCCUCUUCUCCCCUCCCUUCCCCUCCUGCAGGCACUGGAAGAAGCAGACUCAGCCUGGCCCGUCCUGUGCACAGUCCACACUCAGAUCACUGGUGAGCGCGGCCAGCAGGUCCAGUUUCUGCGUUGCGUUCGCAGGAGAUUCAUGUCUUCCUAGGGCCGUGCUGGAGACAGAAUGGAGAUGGCUGACCGUGCUCAAGGAUGCGGCUGCUGAUUUAAAGGUGGCUUCGGAUUGUCCACUGGUCAACUGUGGUCUGUUCUUGUUCCUCUGUGCUGGAUUUAGUCCCUUUUGAUAGCCCGGAGUCCUUUCAAAGCAAACAUUCCAAAGUGAGCGUCGAGGAGCCUCUGUCUGGUGGUCCCUGUGCCUGGUGCAUGAUUUAUUUGACUUUUUCCACUUGGUAUUUUGGACCUGAUCAGACCAAGAGACUCUCCUGGGCUUGAAAAAAGAGUUCCGAUUGCCAUGGGAAUGGUGCUGGCCGCGCACUUUGGCAGCCUGGAAGCAUGUGCUCCCUUUGAUCGAAGCCAUGGGCCCUGCCUCCUCCUUCAUCCUUCCCCUUCUUCCUUCCCUCCCUCCUUCCCCUCCCCACUUCUCCCUUCCUCUCUCUGUGCAGGGCAUGUGAGGGGCUGCCCCUGCUUGUCCACUGGGGCUGACCCCCACUGAGCACAGCCCCCAUCCCGCUCCAUAGAGAAAGGCACGGAAGUGGGGAGCCGUGGUGUGUAUCCCAGAGACCUGCCAGAAUUUCAGCAUCGGCUCGCCAGCGUGGACCAGCAGGGAGUGCAGCCCCCCAGGCUGGGCCAGGGCGUAGGGCCCAGGUGGAGUCAGAAAUCUCUCUCUCCUGUCUAAAUCACAACUAUCACUGUUUGCCAACUAAUUGACUAAACUCAGCAUCACCAGUUAGCAUUUUAUUUUAUCCUAUCAUCUUUGAAUUAUGAUAGAUUCGAUUUGGCUAAUUACAGAAAGUAUAGGUUUAAACUGGACUUAACCUCUAGUUAAAGGCAAAUAAAACUUAAAAACAUAAGUGCUGUAUUUCACAAAUCAGCUGCGUAAUAUCAAUUACCUCUUUAGUUCUCAAAGGACGACGACGACGAUUAAGCCACAUGGUAUUUGGGGCAUUGAAGGAUUUUUCUUUUCCUGAAGAGCAUUGUACAAUUAUAUUUUUAUGAGAAGUAAAGUAUCUUCGCCAGAAACAUG